AUGGCAGGAGAAUCUACUCCAUUGGUUUCGUCCAAUGCAUCUGAAUCAGCAACUACUCCAAAAAGUGGAUACUUGCGUAAGGACCAAAUCGAGUGGGAAUUUGGUGGUCCCAUUGGGGCAUUGGGGAUGAUUAUCGGUUUCCCAUUGUUGAUGUGGUACAUGUGGAUCGGAGCAGAGUUUUAUCAUGGUAAAUUCCCCUGGCCAGAACAAGACCAAUCCUGGUCGUAUUUCUUGUUAUUGUUGUGGGAAUUGGUCAAAUUGAAUGGAUUGCCUACUUUUGGUACGUGGUUAUUCUUUACUUUAUUUAUCAUCAUUCAAGGUGUUUUCUACUUGACUUUGCCGGGGGUCUGGACUAAAGGUCAGCCAUUGACUCAUUUGAAUGGUAAACAGUUGCCUUAUUUCUGCAAUGCCAUAUGGUCCUUUUACACCACUUUGGCCGGGUGGUUGGUGUUGCAUUUCACAGGAGUUUUACCAGCUUAUUACAUGUUGGACAACUUUGGUAGAAUAAUGACUGUGGCUAUUGGCUAUGGUGUCUCAUUGUCAAUCAUCUUGUACUUGAUUUGUAUUUUUGUCACUGGCGAUUAUCACAGAAUGACUGGUAACCAUAUCUACGAUAUGUUUAUGGGUGCACCAUUGAACCCAAGGAUUGGCAAGUAUCUCGAUUUGAAAAUGUUUUUUGAAGUGAGAAUUCCUUGGUUUAUCUUGUUCUUUUUGAGUUUGGGGUUGUGUUUCAAACAAUAUGAGAAUUACGGGUAUGUUACUCCGCAAGCUGGAUUUUUGCUUUAUGCUCAUUGGCUCUAUGCUAAUGCUUGUGCAAAAGGUGAGGAAUUGAUUGUCCCCACAUGGGAUAUGGCUUACGAGAAAUUUGGUUUCAUGUUGUUGUUUUGGAAUAUUGCUGGAGUACCAUUCACUUAUUGUCAAUGUACGCUAUACUUGGCUUACCAUGAUCCAAAAGAAUACCAAUGGUCAACUGCUUACAACGUCUUUUUGUUUAUCUUGAUCACAGUUGCAUACUACUUCUUUGACACUGGUAACCGUCAAAAGAAUAGUUUUAGAAGAGUCAUGGCUGGAAAUACCCAUAUUAGAAAGACUUUCCCAUACUUACCCUACUCUGAUCUCACCAACCCCAAAUAUAUCAAGUGUGCAAAUGGAUCUUUGUUGUUGACCGAUGGCUGGUAUGUUUAUGCUAGAAAGAUGCAUUACACUGCUGACUACAUCCAAACUUUGACAUGGGCAUUGAUGUGCGGAUUUAGCUCCCCAUUCCCAUGGUUUUUCCCUGUUUUCUUCUUCAUCGUAUUGGUCCAUAGAGGAUACCGUGACCAAAGAAAAUGCGAAAAGAAGUACGGUGAAGAUUGGAAUAGAUACUUGGAAGCCUGUCCUUACAUGUUUAUCCCUUACGUUUGGUAA
Messenger RNA from Lodderomyces theae, 1407 nucleotides. RefSeq names its product delta(24(24(1)))-sterol reductase (gene ERG4). The record is from RefSeq and is a predicted model, not a curated record. Bases 1 to 1407 code for a protein of 468 amino acids. The transcript has a single exon. Gene Ontology annotation, cellular component: endoplasmic reticulum membrane. Lineage: Eukaryota; Fungi; Ascomycota; Pichiomycetes; Serinales; Debaryomycetaceae. Gene Ontology annotation, biological process: ergosterol biosynthetic process. Gene Ontology annotation, molecular function: Delta24(24-1) sterol reductase activity.